This is a messenger RNA of Gracilinanus agilis (Agile Gracile Mouse Opossum), 352 nucleotides long. RefSeq names its product peptidoglycan recognition protein 4-like. Gene Ontology annotation, molecular function: N-acetylmuramoyl-L-alanine amidase activity. The annotation marks the transcript as partial. The transcript is spliced from 2 exons. Gene Ontology annotation, biological process: peptidoglycan catabolic process. NCBI's taxonomy places the organism in Eukaryota, Metazoa, Chordata, Mammalia, Didelphimorphia, Didelphidae. The record is from RefSeq and is a predicted model, not a curated record.
GAAACUCUCCCAGUGCUGCUGCCUUGACUGCGGCAGAGAACUUGAUCUCUUUUGCUGUCUACAGUGGUUACCUCUCGCCCAAGUACAUCCAACCACUCUUUGUCCAAAGUGAGUCGUGCCUGGCCUGCUACCAGAAAGGAGCGUCUAAGAAAGAAUGCCCUGACAUCAUCCCUCGUUCAUCCUGGGGAGCCCAAGACACUGACUGUUCCAAGCUGCCAGGGCCAGCCAAGUACGUCAUCAUUAUCCACACUGGAGGCAGAACUUGCAAUGAGUCUGAAGAAUGCCAGAUAGUUAUCCGUUAUAUCCAGUCCUAUCACAUUGAGAAGAUGAAAUUCUGUGACAUUGCUUACAA